Molecule: messenger RNA, 792 nt
Organism: Rangifer tarandus platyrhynchus (Svalbard reindeer)
Lineage: Eukaryota; Metazoa; Chordata; Mammalia; Artiodactyla; Cervidae
Source: the annotation of a GenBank genome assembly
AUGGAGCGGAACAGCGGGCUGGAGGCUGGGCCGGAAGCGGAGCUGGAGGAGGGGGAGCCCGAGGUGAAGAAGCGGAGACUCCUGUGUGCGGAGUUUGCUUCGGUCGCGAGUUGCGACGCCGCUGUGGCUCAGUGCUACCUGGCCGAGAACGACUGGGAGAUGGAAAGAGCACUGAACUCCUACUUCGAGCCGGCCGCGGAGGAGAGCGCUUCAGAAAGCCGUCAUGAAGAAGGAUAUUUCACAGCUAUAAUGUUGAAGAAAUCGAGAGUGAAGUUUAAAAGCCAAGAAAUUAUUCCUUUUCCAAAUACGCAAAUGAUGAGAAACCUUUUGUGUGUGCAUGUGAGUGUGUCAGGAAAUGAGCUUUGCCUUAUGACUUCUCAUUUGGAAAGCACCAGAGGGCACGCUAAGGAACGAAUGAAUCAGUUGAAAAUGGUUUUAGAGAAAAUGCAAGAGGCUCCAGAAUCAGCUACAGUUAUAUUUGCUGGAGAUAUAAAUCUCAGGGAUCAGGAAGUUACCAAAUGUGGUGGUUUACCCAACAACAUUUUGGAUGUCUGGGAGUUUUUGGGCAAACCUAAGCAUUGCCAGUAUACAUGGGAUACACAAAUGAACUCUAAUCUUGGAAUAGCUGCUACUUGUAAGCUUCGUUUUGAUAGAAUAUUUUUUAGAGCCUCAGCAGAAGGUGGCCACAUUAUUCCCCAAAGUUUGGACCUGCUUGGGCUGGAAAAACUGGACUGUGGUAGAUUUCCCAGUGAUCACUGGGGUCUUCUGUGCAACUUAGAUGUAAUAUUGUGA